This is a messenger RNA of Cheilinus undulatus (humphead wrasse), 2909 nucleotides long. It is a transcript of the gene tspan33a, whose product is annotated as tetraspanin 33a. NCBI's taxonomy places the organism in Eukaryota, Metazoa, Chordata, Actinopteri, Labriformes, Labridae. Gene Ontology annotation, cellular component: membrane. The record is from RefSeq and is a predicted model, not a curated record. The coding region runs from base 147 to 998 and encodes 283 amino acids. The transcript has 8 exons.
UCCUACUCUCUGUACCGUAGACACACGCUACAGUAACAGUCAUUAUCAAUAUGAAGUGAAGUGGUUUGUUUUGUUAACGGGAACUCGUUUACAUUCAUUCCUAGCCGCCAGUUUUUCCGCAAGUUUGGAUCAGACGACUUGACACCAUGGAAGGAAGACGCAGAGGGACACCUGGAUCUGACGACGAUUAUUCAUUUGUCAGCCCUGCGGUCAAAUAUCUGCUGUUCUUCUUUAAUUUCAUAUUCUGGAUAAUUGCCCUAGUGAUGGUGUCCAUCGGUGUGUACGCCCGCAUGAUGAAACAUGCAGAGACGGCUCUGGCGUGUCUCGCUGUGGACCCCGCCAUGAUGCUGAUGGUGAUAGGAGUCCUCAUGUUCAUCCUCACCUUCUGCGGCUGUGUCGGUUCAUUGCGAGAAAACAUCUGCCUCCUGCAGACCUUCUGUAUCUGUCUCACUGUGAUCUUCAUGCUCCAGCUGGUGGCUGGGGUCCUGGGCUUCAUCUUCUCUGAUAAGGCUCGAAAUCGAGUCACUGAGAUGAUCAACAAUGCCAUUAUCCACUACAGAGAUGAUCUUGAUUUACAAAACCUGAUCGACUUUGGUCAAAAAGAGUUUAGCUGCUGUGGAGCGCUGGCAUACACCGACUGGUCUCAGAACAUGUACUUCAAAUGUGACCCAAACAACCCGAGCAGAGAGCGCUGCUCCGUCCCCUUCUCCUGCUGCAUCAUAACUAGAGACAAGGUGGUUAUAAACACCAUGUGUGGACAGGGCAUGCAGAAGUUGGAUAUCCUUCAGGCUGGAGAGCAAAUUCAUACUGACGGCUGCAUAGACAAACUUGUGAACUGGAUCCACAGUAACCUGUUUCUGUUAGGCGGCAUCGCUCUGGGACUAGCAAUACCACAGCUCGUUGGGAUCCUCUUGUCUCAGAUUUUGAUAAACCAGAUCAAAGACCAGAUCGAGCUGCAGAACUACAACCUCAAACACCACAAUGACCCCUGGAGCUGACACAGAGGUGACUGGAAUGGAUGAAACAAGGGGACAUCAUCAGGUUGGGAAGGAGAAGCUUAAGAGCCAGCUCUGUGACUGUACAACAACAUGGAUUAUGAUUCAGUAUCAUCAUUUUGGUAGCUGAAGACCCAGGGCUUUGUCUGCAUGGAGGUAGACUUCAGGACGACAGGAAACGGAGGGAUAACGGACUCUGUCGCCACCUAUGGGACAUAAACGGUGCUUAACUGAGUAAAACUUUAUUCAGUAGUCUAAAUCCUGUUAAUAAAUGAUCCUUUUGUAAUUAGAGUAAUAUUCAUUAAGUAUUUUAUUCAUUUUGGUUAAGAUCCUAAUUAGUACAGGAUUUAAUGCAGGGGUUCUCAAGUGGUCCAGCCUCAGAAGCCAAAUUCAAGAAAAUUUUCACCACUCAGAUUUGCAUAGAGUGCAUCAUUACAGAAGUCCUGGGGGGACAUGCAUGCACACAUUUUAGUUUGUUUAGUUUGUCAUGGUAACAUAUCAAUUUUGGUUGAUUUCUAAUAAUCUCAAGAAAUUAACACACUGGUUGAGUGUGAAAUCACACCCCCAUUCCCUCCUUGCUGCUCUCUUUAUAGUGAGCUGUUUAUAGCUGACUACAGAUGGCACUCAUCAGCACAAUGGAAAAUCUGGACACUUCUCUGGCUGCAGAAAAUUCCAUUAUUGCUAUCACACUACUAAAACUGUGGCAAAAACAGCUAAAGAUUUAUUAUUAACAGUAAAAUUUCACUGAAAACAAAUACCAUACCUAACAUAUUUUUACAAAAUUCAGCCCAAAAUUGAAUAUAAGAUUCUGUGAGUGGUUUUUUUUAGCAAAAUUAGGAUAUUUUUUUCUAGCUGAAUUUCAUUUGUUUGUGCACAUAGACGAUGGUCUCAUGUCUGUUAUCAUUACAGGCCCCCAUAUGCCACUAUAGUAGAUAAACACAAACUGCCCUAUUUAGUGCCCUCUGUGUGGACAAAAUCUGACAAAUGGCCUCUUAAGUACAAUGUAAGUGAAUAAAAUUUGGCUUUUUGCACUCUUUACCCCUUAAAGCCUAUUGUAUCAUAUUUGAUACAUAAUUUUAGGAUACCUCUAUGUAAUCAAUAUGAUCAAUAAAUUACUGAAAAGCCUGAAUAAAAUCUGAUAAAUGUUUAAAAUGCCCUCAAAUGGAUUCUUAGUUGCCAAAAAUACCUAAUGCAUCAAAUAUGAUACAAUAUACUGUAUAUACAUGUAUUUAUAUUUGUUGAAUUUUAUAGAAAUUUUUUCUCUUAUUGGAUUUCAGUAGAAGGUUAAAUACACAUUUCAGUUCCUAAAAAUGAUAAUUUUCUGACUGUUAUUUGCGAUGUCAGGCUUUAAGGGGUUAAGUAGGAAAAAAUUGACACAGAGCCCCUGUUGAACCCUCUGAAUUUUUAAAAUUAUAUAAAUUAAGGGGGCAUAUGUUUGAAAGAAAUGGACAAAAUUUUAUAAAAUGCCCAUUUAGUGAGGAAAAUUUGACAAAGUGCCCUCUCUGGAGCCUUCUUAGUAGGAAAAACUGAUACAAAGGGCUGGUUUUAGUGCCGUCUUAGUAAGAAAAUUUGACUAAUUGCCUUAUUUAGUGCCUUAUAGGUGGGAAAAAUGGCAAAAUGCCCUCUUUGGAGCAUUCUUAGUAGGCAAAAUGUGUCAAAGGGUCCUUUUUGGUGUCCUCCAAGUGGGAAAAACUUGAAAAGAACCCAUGCGCUGGUGCCGUCCAACACACAGAAAAUGCCUUUUUUAUUGAUUUUGCCCCUAUUCAUUAAACACCCGGAGUCCACUACUGGCAUCAAACACAGUGAAGGACAACACAACAGAUCAGGACUGAUCCCACUGCUAAGGAUAAGAAUUAAACAAUGAUGUGUAUUAGACCAAAAUAUUAAUUUCAUUUUAGUUCAUGAGAAAGUCCA